Messenger RNA from Pararge aegeria (speckled wood butterfly), 2192 nucleotides. RefSeq names its product N-alpha-acetyltransferase 60 (gene Naa60). Gene Ontology annotation, molecular function: histone acetyltransferase activity; protein-N-terminal amino-acid acetyltransferase activity. NCBI's taxonomy places the organism in Eukaryota, Metazoa, Arthropoda, Insecta, Lepidoptera, Nymphalidae. The record is from RefSeq and is a predicted model, not a curated record. The coding region runs from base 111 to 923 and encodes 270 amino acids. Gene Ontology annotation, biological process: N-terminal peptidyl-methionine acetylation. The transcript has 6 exons. Gene Ontology annotation, cellular component: Golgi membrane.
UUAUAAAUUCGUACCUUUUCUAAUUCAUGGGAAACGAUAGAUUCUUGAAAUGAUAACAAGAUUAAUGGUGUGGAGUGUUUAGAUGUUACUAUUAAUGGCAAAAUCGCCGAAUGGCUGGGUUUAGUUGGUACCUUUCUGAAGGCUUCCAAGUAAUUAUUGAGAAGUCAAAAGAAGCGAAAUGUUCUUUAAAAGAUAUACAGUUGCGUUUUUUGUGCCCUGAUGAUUUAGAAGAGGUAAGAUCUCUAUGUAGAGAUUGGUUUCCGAUAGAAUAUCCACAAUCGUGGUAUGAAGACAUCACCUCUUCAGAAAGGUUCUUCGCCCUGGCAGCAGUUUACAAGAGCCAGAUAAUAGGCCUUAUAGUUGCAGAGAUCAAGCCAUAUCUUAAACUUAAUGCAGAGGACAGAGGAAUACUUUCAAGAUGGUUUGCUUCAAAAGAUACUCUUGUGGCAUACAUACUAUCGCUGGGUGUUGUCCGCCCAUACCGUCGCUCGGGUGUAGCGACGAUGUUGUUGGAUGUGCUCAUCAACCAUCUGUCAGGUUCACUGCCACAGCCGCCGCACGAGCACCGCGUGAAGGCGAUAUUCCUGCAUGUACUAACCACUAACAGUGAAGCUAUAUUGUUCUAUGAAAAGCGAAGAUUCAGGCUACACUCGUUCUUGCCUUACUAUUAUUCUAUAAAAGGUCGUUGUAAAGACGGUUUCACAUAUGUUUACUAUGUGAACGGCGGUCACGCACCCUGGGGCCUUUACGACUAUGUCAAGUACGUGGCACGAGCAGCAUGGAGGGGCGGUGGAUUAUACCCUUGGCUCUGGGGCAAACUGCGGACUGCUCUGACUAUUGCGUGGCACAGUAUUUCAAUCAUCAAUAAAAACAUUGCCUUUAACAUGUUUUAUGUUCUAACUGCGGCGAGGCAUGGGCGUUAAAGAACUUCCCGUUGAUGUUCGAAACACCUAGAUCUUUGAAGAAUAACUAUUAGGUGAUCACAGACUACCGUAAGAACCGCAAGAGUAGCUGGAGUCACACGCACCGCCUUUUCUAAGGGUCCCUGCUAAAAAUGAAAUACGUGCGGAUGCGUACGCGGGCGUGACGGUUACGUGCCAAAUGUAUAAAACCCAUCGCACGCACCUAUGACUAUAAAGACGAUCUCCCUGGUGCAGCGGUGAGCGCUAUGGUAUAAAGCAGGAGGUCCCGGGAUCGAUGGCCAGCAGGGGCUGUUUGGGAAUUUAUAAUUUCGAAUUAUAUCUGGGGCGAGGCUCCGGCGAUUGGCUAGUUACCAACCUACCGACAAAGACGUGCCGCUAAGGGAUUAAACGUUCCAGCACGGAAACCGAUUAGAGGUAUGGGUUUAAUAUGAUCCUUACCCGUUACAGGUUAGCCCGUUCGUAUCAGAAACGUGAAUAAAAGACGCGUGCGAGUUGAUUGGAUAUCAACUAUCGUCUUGCUAUUCUGUGUUAGAAUGGUGACAGAACAAGAGGACAGUGAAGAUCUUGAGCGAACUCAUAGAAUUCAUUAUCAUCAUCAUACCAAUUCAUUACCGGUCCAUUGCAGGUCUCGCGUCUCCCACACGUGAGAAGGGUUUACGUUGUCCACCAGUGCGUGUUGGUAGACAUUAUAUAGAACCCUCAGACAUGCAGUUUUCCUCACUAUGUUUUCCUUCACCGUUAAUGUAAGUGAUAUUUUAAUUGCAUAAAACGCACAUAACUUAGAAAGUUAAUGGUGCGUGCCGGGAAUUUAACUCGGCCCCCCGAAAGUGAGGCCGAAGUCCUAACCACAAGUCAUGUCAGGUGGCCUCUCUCAUCCAUAGCAAGCAAAAAAUAUACAAAACGAUUGAGUAGUUUGUCUGAGUGUGUGUUUGUUGUGUGUGUGUGUGUGUUUGUUUAUGAGCAUCUAAUUGAGUGUAUCAAUACCAGUUAUAUUCUUAAUAGGAAUAAAAUUGAAGAAGCGUGUAUCGAACCACUUGAGUCUCAAGUUCCAGCUGAUAUUUGGCCCGGAUGUCGCUCAAUGGUCUAGCGGCAGUCUGUGAUCGUGAACUUUAUUGACAUUCCUAGUCACGUCAUGAUAGAAGAAUAGUAUAUACAUAACCGUUCUUAACUAUUAAUGAAUUAUAUUCGUAUUAUUUUCCUACAAAUAUUAUAAUAUACUUAUACAUAAUUUCGUUUCCUAUCCUUUAUUUACACUAAAUCUUUCGUGUC